AUGAAACGUGCAAAUGAAGAAGACGAAAUUAUAGUUAAGGAGGGAGAGAUUAAGCAGGAAUUGGAACCGGCAGCAUUAAAUCAAAAUUGUGAAAAUUCAGAAGUUCAAAUUGUCAACAAUGAAGUUGAGAAUGAAGACUUUAAGGAUGCUGGACCAGUAAAUCCACCGAAACGCAGACGUAAGAAUGAAGAAGAUGCUGAAAUACGUUUGCUGAUAUCUACAAAAAUGGCUGGUGCUAUAAUCGGAAAAAGUGGUCAAAACAUACAGAAACUUCGAGCAGAGCACGACGCAAAAAUCAAUAUUAUUGAUUGUAAAGGUCCAGAACGUAUUUUAACAAUUGUGUCUUCCUUGGAUAUAUGCUAUAACGUUAUUCGAGACAUCUUUAAACAUUUUGAACCAUCAAAAAACAAUGAGUACGAUUUGAGAUUUCUCGUCCAUCAAAGUUUAGCUGGAUGUAUUAUUGGAAAAGGUGGAUCGAGAAUAAAGGAACUAAAGAGUCAAUUUGGAUGUCACGUUAAAGUGUUUUCAAAAGUUGCUCCUCAAAGCUUCGAACGAGUCGUCCAAAUUAUUGCAAAUGAAGAUAAAUGCAUUCAAUGCUUCACCGAGAUUAGUAAUCUGACUAGUUCGAACAAUAUAAGAGGAGCAGUUCGUUUUUAUGAUGCACAUAAUUUUGAUGAACAAUAUGCUGACGAAUAUGGCGGAUUCGGGAUUAAUAAUUCACGAAAUGGAAAUCCAACUUCUUUCCAACGUUAUUUUAAUGAUGAUAAGAUCAGCAACAACGAUGAUAAUAAUAAUAAUAAUCGUGGUAGGUUGUAUAACGAACGUCCGAGAGAUAGCCGAGGAGAUAAUCGUAGAAAUGUCAAAAGCCAAAGCAAUUUUGUUGAUCCUUGGACAUCGAAUUCUUAUGGGAAUAAUCAGAUAAUGCCACCAAUGAAUAAUUUUGGAACCAGCAACAUGUCGAAUGAUUUUAUAGGCUUUAACAGUUUCAUGAACAAGCCUGAAGAGACCUCAACUCAAGUUACAAUUCCUAUACAUCUAGCUGGAGCUUGUAUCGGUAAAGGAGGCAACAGAAUUCGAAGUAUUCGGAACGAAUCAAAAGCCUAUAUUAAAAUUGAUCAACCUCUUCCGGGUUCAACAGACAGAAUUAUUACAAUCACUGGAACUCCUAAGCAAAUUGAAACUGCACAAUACCUUCUCCAAAGAAGCGUUCAAAACGGAAUGAAUUAA
Chironomus riparius is the source of this 1227-nucleotide messenger RNA. NCBI's taxonomy places the organism in Eukaryota, Metazoa, Arthropoda, Insecta, Diptera, Chironomidae. The record is from the annotation of a GenBank genome assembly.